AUGUUAUUGGAGAUCAUAAAUUUCUUUCUUUCUCCGCUUUCUUACCUCUUUGAACCUUACUUUAGUCGUACUUUUAAUGCAUUCACGUCACGAAAAACACAACGUACAGCUGUCAAAUCUAUUUUUGUAUUUCUUCUUGUUGUAAUUUUAGUUUCUAUUGCAUUUCUAGCAUACUUGGGUUUUUAUAUGAUUUAUGUUCCAAAAAUUGCUCAUGUAAAGCCCAUUUAUUUACAAUACGAAAAUGACAAACCUCCAUAUGCAAUAAUAGAUUUCACAGAUAAUGGUCGAUACGAUACCCUAUUAACUGCGGAUCAAGCAUAUGAUGUUUCAAUUGAUUUAUAUGUUCCUAAUUCAGAUAGAAAUAUUGCAUUAGGUAACUUUAUGAUCGGUUUAGGAUUAAGGGCCAAGAAUGAAACGGUGCAAUUUUCAAGUCGUCCUUGUAUCCUUACAUAUCAAUCGGGCAUGCUUCGCGUCUUUUCUACUUUAUGGCGAUUAAUUCCUUUGGUGUUAGGUUUCACAAAAGAAGAUCAAAAACUAAAAAUUGUUAUGCUGGAAAAUAUGAUUGAGAGUGAAGAAAAGCCAAUAACGGAAGCAUUGAUUACUAUAUCAAACAGUCAUCUUGAGGUAUAUAACGCUCAAAUUCGAUUGGAUGCUCAUUUCAGAGGCUUGCGGUCAUUUGUCUCAUGGUGGCAAAAUAAAGUAAUUGCUAUACAGAACGCUCCAAUCACAUCUGGAGGCGAGGGUGAAACAAACAAUACUACUGAUAGUAAUCAAGGUGAUGAUUCGGAUAGAACGUGGUUGGAAGGUGGUCGACGUGAUGAUACCGUAGAAAGAAACCCGGAUGAUAAUGAAACAUCGGACAGCGAAUAUGAAUCAUCGCGUCCUGGUUCUGUAAUUUCACCGACGGGUAUAGCGUUAGUUUACGAAUCUGGGGACAAUACAGAAUCAUAUGUCACAGAUGAUGAUGAUUCACAUUCAUAUAGUACUGUUUCACGAACUAAUGACAAUGAUCACACGGUAACAACAGAGAGUGAAGAUCAAUUUGAAGAUGACGACCAAACGGAAGGAAGUGCUACACCAACCUCUCGAAGCCGAAGAAGUACAAUUUCUGCUGGAGCAUCAACAAAUGCAAAUGAUUCAGAAUUUGAAGAAAGGCCUAGUUUACAGUCUAGAUCUCCUAUUAGAAGAACUGGAUCGAAUAUUGGUAAUCUUGAAUAA
This is a messenger RNA of Funneliformis geosporum, 1218 nucleotides long. NCBI's taxonomy places the organism in Eukaryota, Fungi, Glomeromycota, Glomeromycetes, Glomerales, Glomeraceae. The record is from the annotation of a GenBank genome assembly.